GUGUGUUGGCUGUGUGGAGAUCUGAAAGCAGUUGCAAUUGCAGGCUAAUGUUCUAACCAACACUGCAGUAAAGAUAAAACAAAACAGAUAAGCAACUAUAGUUUCAUUUUCCCCACAUCCCACACCAGUGCUGAGUCACAGGACAGGGACACUAAAUACUACACUGCACAGUGUUGUUAUAUGUUCAUUGCACUAUAAAGCACUGGUUUCAGGGGCUGUGAGCUAAGGGUGUUGUAUCAAGGAUAUAUAGGUUCUCCUGUGUGUGCAUGAAGACAUGAACACUCUUCCAGCAUACUCUGGAGCCAGGAUAUCUGGCUGUUGGGCGCUCAGAUCUGAUACCAGUGGCAGCAGUGAAGAGUCGUUAGACAGACUUCUUCCUCCGGUGAACACAACUCUGUCCCCGCGUAAAAGAACCACGAGCCAAUGCAAAUCAGAACCACCUCUGCUGAGAACAAGCAAGAGGACGAUCUACACCGCCGGGCGGCCUCCUUGGUACAAUGAACAGGGAACGCAAUCAAAAGAAGCGUUUGUUAUUGGUCUCUGUGGGGGAAGCGCUUGUGGAAAAACCACUGUAGCCAGGAAGAUAAUCGAAGCCUUGGAUGUGCCCUGGGUGGUGCUGUUGUCUAUGGAUUCCUUUUACAAGGUUCUCUCUCCAGAACAGCAGCAGCUUGCAGCCAGUAACGACUACAAUUUCGACCACGUCGACGCGUUUGAUUUCGUUCUCCUUGUGCACACGCUGAGGAAGCUGAAACAGGGCAAGAGUGUGAAGAUCCCAGUCUACGAUUUCACCACGCAUGGCAGGCAGAAAGAAUGGAAAAUCGUGUAUGGAGCUAGUGUUAUUAUAUUUGAAGGUAUCAUGUCUUUCGCCGACAAAGAGUUGUUGAAGCUUUUAGACAUGAAGAUUUUUGUAGAUACAGAUUCUGAUAUCCGGCUGGUUCGACGCCUACAAAGGGACAUCACCGAGCGUGGGCGGGAGAUUGAGGGUGUUAUCAAACAGUACAACAAGUUUGUGAAGCCUGCUUUCGAGCAGUACAUUGAGCCCACCAUGCGACUGGCCGAUAUUGUCGUCCCUCGGGGAGGAGGAAAUAUGGUAGCAAUUGAUCUGAUAGUCCAGCAUGUGCACAGUCAACUGGAGGAGAGGAAACUGCGCUGGGAUAUGGCAGCCCUGGCGUCGGCUCAUCAGUUCCAGCCCCUCCCUGAGACUCUCAGCGUUCUGAAGAGCACUCCGCAGGUCAAGGGGAUGCACACCAUAAUCAGAAACAAAGAGACAAGUCGCGAUGAGUUCAUUUUCUAUUCGAAAAGGCUUAUGAGGCUACUUAUAGAGCAUGCUCUUUCUUUCCUGCCGUCUCAGUCUAUUACAGUUCAGACACCACAGGACCAGGAUUAUGAUGGAAGAACAUUUCAUGGGAAAAGAAUCACAGGGGUGUCCAUUCUCCGAGCUGGAGAGACCAUGGAGCCUGCGCUACGAGCAGUGUGUAAAGAUGUGAGAAUCGGGAAGAUCCUCAUUCAGACCAAUCAGGACACAGGAGAACCUGAGCUGCAUUACCUAAGGCUGCCAAAGGACAUCACUGAAGACCAUGUGAUACUUAUGGACUGCACUGUAUCAACAGGAGCUGCCGCUAUGAUGGCAGUAAGAGUCUUAUUGGACCAUGAUGCUCAGGAGGAUAAGAUCUUCCUGGUGUCUCUCCUCAUGGCAGAGAUGGGGGUGCACUCUGUGGCUUACGCCUUCCCCCAGGUCAAAAUCAUCACCACCGCUGUAGACAAGAAAGUCAACGACCUGUUCCACAUCAUCCCGGGAAUCGGUAACUUUGGGGAUCGAUACUUUGGUACAGACGCCCCUCCUGACUGGAGUGACGAGGAACCGGAGGAGUCCAACUAAGAGUCUCCAGCACUGAUCACAGUACAGUCCAUUGGAUCUGCUGUAGGCAGCUAUACACAGCGUAAAACACGUAUGUGCCCUUAUGGCUCACUUUUAAGGCAAGGACUUCCACCAGAAAAACAAAUGUAAGACGUUUGUAUUCACGAGAUCUAUACAGAAUCUGUAAAUAUGUACAGAGGUAUGAAAAUAUAUAUAUAUAUAUAUAUAUAUAUAUAUAUAUAUAUA
Molecule: messenger RNA, 2104 nt
Organism: Polyodon spathula (Mississippi paddlefish)
Lineage: Eukaryota; Metazoa; Chordata; Actinopteri; Acipenseriformes; Polyodontidae
Gene: uckl1b
Product: uridine-cytidine kinase 1-like 1b
Exons: 15
Coding region: 275-1879 (534 amino acids)
Cellular component (GO): cytoplasm
Molecular function (GO): ATP binding; kinase activity
Source: RefSeq, a predicted model, not a curated record